Diospyros lotus (date-plum) is the source of this 282-nucleotide messenger RNA. Its product is annotated as auxin-responsive protein SAUR23-like. Bases 1 to 282 code for a protein of 93 amino acids. The record is from RefSeq and is a predicted model, not a curated record. NCBI's taxonomy places the organism in Eukaryota, Viridiplantae, Streptophyta, Magnoliopsida, Ericales, Ebenaceae. Gene Ontology annotation, biological process: response to auxin. The transcript has a single exon.
AUGGGCAUCAAAUUUCUUAAUGUCCUCCAUGACAAGCAUAUUAUUGGCCGAUCUGCCUCGAAGGUUGUAGGCAUUCCAAAGGGCUACCUAGCAGUUUAUGUUGGACAGGCAGAGAAGAAGAGAUUUUUGGCGCCGAUAUCUUACUUGAAUCAACCCACGUUUCAAGAUUUGCUUAGCAAGGCUGAAGAAGAAUUUGGAUUCUCUCAUCCUAUGGGUGGUCUCACCAUUCCUUGGAGUGAGGAUAUCUUCAUCAAUCUAACCUCUCAAUUGAACGGAUUAUGA